UGAACGAAUACCGUCAACGUGAGUGAUGGCUGCUGGAGCUGCAGUAGUGAACUCCGUCGAGAGAUUCUGGGUUUGUGGCUGUUUCUUCACGCACAACAUAUUUCUAAAGAAAUACAAACAACAUGUCACGUAUUUCGACGACAGCAACCUUUUUAAGAGUACUUGGAGAGAGGCUCUAAUGAAGAGGGGUUGCAAAGAUGAAGAUGAAUUAGAUGCAGCAUUGAUUAAGGUCAAAGCAGAAGUGGAGAGAAGAAAACAGCGUGGCAUCCAGCUACUGGAAAGGAAGGAGAAGAUUUCAGCAGGAUACAAGCCUCUGCAUCCCCCGCUAUACACACUGCAGGAGUCGUAUCUUGCCCCAGAGUUUCUGAAGAUUGUUGAAUACUGUCAAAGUAACGAUGCCACUGAGGAGGGUUUGGCUAAAAGAUUAACCAGAGAAAAUGCAAGUCAGGUCUUUUCCUUUCCUGUCUUCACUGCCGAGUUCUGUGAUCGGUUUGUUGAGGAGAUCACACAUUUUGAAAACUCUCCUCUCCCAAAGGGACGGCCAAAUACUAUGAACAAUUAUGGUGUCCUUCUUAUGGAGCUUGGCUUUGACGGGAACUUCCUGAACCCUCUUCGCAUGGACUACCUGGCGCCCAUCGCCUCUCUCCUCUAUCCCGAUGUCGGGGGGAACAGCUUAGACUCCCACAGGGCGUUUAUUGUGAAAUACAAACUGGGGGAGGACGUGGACCUGAACUACCACUUUGACAACGCCGAGGUGACCAUCAACGUGAGCCUGGGCAAAGAGUUCAGUGAUGGGGAACUCUACUUCGGAGACAUGAGACAGAUGCCCCGCGAUGAGACGAAGUACGCCAGAUUCGAGCAUAAGAAGACCAUUGGGCUUCUCCAUAGAGGGCAGCACAUGCACGGGGCCAUGCCCAUCAGCGAGGGAGAGCGCUACAACCUUAUCAUCUGGAUGCGGUCAUCGCAGCAACGUAACCAGCUCUGCCCAAUGUGCGACGAGAAACCAGACCUGGUGGAAAGCGUGGGUUACGGGGAUGGCUUCACAGAUGAGGGAGGAACAGAAGAGGGAAGUCCCUCACACGAGACUGUCGAAAUGUGCGCUGCCCUCUAAGUUUUGCAUCCCAUGAAUUUUUUGUUUGAAUGCAAAGUCCAGGGACAAUUGCAAUCAACAUUGAUCUUUGUUACAUUUUAUUUUGCUUCACAAGAAAGUACAUGCUAUAGAGAAAUCUGCUUUGAGACCUCGGAAUCAAGUUUGUGUAGGAUGAGUUGGAUCAGAGCUGCGUCUAUGGACCCUUCUGCAAGAAUAUCGUAUGGACAUUUCAAGUACUCCA
Strongylocentrotus purpuratus (purple sea urchin) is the source of this 1331-nucleotide messenger RNA. It is a transcript of the gene ogfod2, whose product is annotated as 2-oxoglutarate and iron-dependent oxygenase domain-containing protein 2. Gene Ontology annotation, molecular function: iron ion binding; L-ascorbic acid binding; oxidoreductase activity, acting on paired donors, with incorporation or reduction of molecular oxygen. The transcript is spliced from 7 exons. The coding region runs from base 26 to 1111 and encodes 361 amino acids. The record is from RefSeq and is a predicted model, not a curated record. NCBI's taxonomy places the organism in Eukaryota, Metazoa, Echinodermata, Echinoidea, Camarodonta, Strongylocentrotidae.